Molecule: messenger RNA, 3739 nt
Organism: Glycine soja
Lineage: Eukaryota; Viridiplantae; Streptophyta; Magnoliopsida; Fabales; Fabaceae
Product: long-chain-fatty-acid--AMP ligase FadD28-like
Exons: 5
Coding region: 1022-3712 (896 amino acids)
Biological process (GO): lipid biosynthetic process
Source: RefSeq, a predicted model, not a curated record
UGAAGCUCAGUGCGAGCAAGCUCCAAGAGAAUUGAUUGACCUAGCAACGGUUGGCUGAACAGUGAUUACGGCUUUAACUUUCACUGAUUUGUUUUCAGCUUCACUCACAGCCACAGCUUCGAUUUUGGUGCCAUUCCUCCUGCACCCAUAAGUGACCCUUUUUUGCUUCCUUUGGUUUUGAGGCAUGGCUUGUGAAGAUUAAUGAGAUAAGAUGGACUUGAAUUUGAUAUAUAUGAACUUGUUGCAUCAGCAUUUUUGCUGAUUCUGUGUAUAUGUUAUAACUCGCCCUUAGUUUUUCUUCUUUGUUUAGUGUGAGCUGAGUGAGAAAGAUUGUGAUAUAAAUAAAUAAAGAAGCUGAUGAGGGAAAACCGGGAAGUUAUACUUACUGAUUAUGGGUUCCCACACGUUCGGAUUAUUAUAGACAGAAAGGAAAAGAUAUAUUCAGCCUGUUACAUAAGCGACAAAAGCAGGUAUAGCAGCAAACCUCAGGCGUAAUCCUCAAGGUAGGUGGGACUCCAGGUAGGGCUCUUGGACCUGAUGUUCCCCUGAUUGGAAUUGCUAUCAACAUCCUCCACACCAAACACGACCUAGUCCUCGAGGUCGUAUGCUGACUUUUCCCAAUGGAUCAAGACCAUGCUCGAGGGUGGAGUUUUGGUACUAUCCCAUUUCCAAUCCAAAAAGGAGAGGGAAGGAGGUGGGCCCUUAUGUGGUUUGGGUGUUGUAGGUGACUUGGCUACACACUCUUUGUGACAUACUGUUUCAUUGCUGCUAUAGUUCUCUAUGUUACUCCCUUCUCAUUGGCUUCUUUAUGCUAAGGCACCCCAGAUUCCGCCACAAACUUCCAUCAGUUCCACUCAACUUCUUUAGGAGGUUGCCUGCUAGAUCAGACAUCAUGUUGUAAGCUAGCACGGAUGAUAUAUUCAACUUGUUCCUUUUGUCAUGCACUUGGUUUAGACAAAUCUUCAUAAAGUGCUUGAAACCUGAUUAAACAAGUCUUGUGGCAGACUGUGAAACAGAAGUAAUGGAUGCAAGUGACCUUGAAAAGGAUUUGUUCAGCAAAGUAGAGACAAAUGACUACUACACCACUGUUUUAAAGAUUAAAGGGCUAGAACAUUUGCCUGUUGGAUUCUAUUAUUUUAGUGAAUAUAUGGAAGAUCCUAGCACAAUGGGACAUCCAGUUGCAAUGCAGAGAUUUUAUUCUGACACUAAUAUAUUCUUAUUAUGGUCCUACGGCAACUCUGUUGAUAUUAAGGAACCGACAGUCAUGGAGCUUGUAAUCAAGACAAUAGAAGCCAUUGGGGGAGAGGUUGAGCAUGUCAUUCUUCAGCGUCGCUUUAUGUAUUUUCCUCAUGUUGGCAGCCAAGAUAUGAAAGAUGGUUUUUAUGAAAAGUUGGAAUCUGAGCUUCAAGGUUCAAGGAAUACUUAUUAUGUAGGCGGACUUAUGGCAUUUGAGCUCACAGAGAGAAAUUCAUCUUAUGCCAUGGCUUUGAUCUGCAAGAACUUUGCAUAUAGGAAUGAUUUUCCAAUAUUUCCUUACACCAAGAAUUUGUUUCCCUUGCAAGCUUUGUGCCAGAAAAAGAAUCGUAGAGAAUUAGGUGAAUUGCCAGAAGUGCAAUUUCCUAAUUUGCCUACUUUGAAUAGCUACUUAACGCACUGGGGAACUCAUCCAAUCACUCAAAACAGGGCUCUUUAUACUUGGAUUAAUGAAGAAGGGACUCCAGUAUGCCAAAGGACCUAUGGAGAACUAUAUUUUAAUUCUUCUUGCAUUGCACAUAAGCUCCUAACAAGCCAAAAGCCAGUUAUCAAGCCCGGUGACAAGGUUCUCCUGAUCUAUGUCCCUGGUUUGGAUUUUAUUGAUGCCUUCUUUGGAUGCCUAAGAGCUAAAGUCAUACCAGUCCCCAUUCUUCCUCCAGAUCCCAUGCAAAGAAAUGGACAAGCACUAAUUCGAAUUGAAAACGUUGCCAAGUCAUGUAACAUUGUGGCAAUUUUAUCAACUGUAGCUUAUCACUCAGCAGUCCGUGCAGGUUCGUUGAAAAAUUUAAUCUCAUUAACUGAAAAAAAUGGGAAAUCCUCAGCUCGGUGGCCGAAUCUUCCAUGGUUGCACACUGGUACAUGGGUCAAGAACUCCAAAAGUAUGAUUCUGGAACAUCUUGACAAACAAUGUGAACCUCAGCCAGGUGAUAUAUGUUUCUUGCAAUUUACCUCAGGUUCAACUAGUGAUGCCAAAGGAGUCAUGAUUACUCAUGGUGGGCUAAUUCACAAUGUAAAGUUCAUGCGAACAAGAUACAAGAGCACCUCAAGGACAACGCUAGUAAGCUGGCUCCCUCAGAAUCAUGACAUGGGGCUGAUUGGGGGACUUUUUACAUCUCUUGUUAGUGGUGGAUCUGCAGUUUUAUUUUCACCGAUGACAUUUAUCAAGAAACCACUCUUAUGGCUUGAAACUAUUAGCAAGUAUCAAGCAACUCAUAGCGCUGGACCCAACUUUGCCUUUGAGUUACUGAUUCAAAGAUUGGAGUCUGACAAGGAUAAGCUUCAGAAUUUAGACCUCUCAUCCUUGACUUUUCUUAUGGUUGCUGCUGAACCAGUGAGACAGAAGACCAUGAAAAGAUUUAUUGAGCUAACCAGUCCUUUUGGCUUAUCUGAAAAGGUGAUGGCUCCUGGAUAUGGCUUAGCAGAAAAUUGUGUGUUUGUCAGCUGUGCAUUUGGAGAAGGUAAGCCAAUCAUUGUUGAUUGGCAGGGAAGAAUUUGUUGUGGAUAUGUUAAUCACAAGGAUGCGGAUGUUGACAUUAGAAUAGUUGAUCCAGAGACUUGUGAAGAGCUUCAAGAAGAUGGAAAGGAGGGAGAGAUCUGGAUUAGUAGUCCAAGUGCAGGCAUAGAAUACUGGGGAAGGGAAGAAUUGAGUCAAAAAACUUUCAGGAAUGAACUUCAUAAUCAUCCUGGACGUAGCUACACAAGAACUGGAUACUUGGGACGAAUAAUAGAUCAGAAGUUAUUCAUCACUGGAAGGAUCAAGGAUCUUAUCAUUGUUGCUGGAAGAAAUAUUUACUCGGCAGAUGUUGAAAAGACAGUUGAGACUUCAUCAGAAUUUCUUCGUCCUGGUUGCUGUGCUGUCAUUGGAGUCCCUGAGGAAAUUUUAUCAGCAAAGGGGAUUUCCACUCCAGAUGGCUCUGAUCAGGUUGGCUUGGUUGUGAUUGCAGAAGUAAGGGAUGGAAAGCCAGUCAGCAAAGAUUUGAUUGAGAAAAUUAAGACUCGUGUGGUAGAAGAACAUGGAGUCAAUGUUGCUUCUGUCAAGUUGAUCAAGCCUAGAACCAUCAGCAAAACAACAUCAGGAAAAAUCAAGAGAUUUGAAUGUGUCAAACAGUUCACAGAUGAAACACUGAACUUGGUACCACAAGGUUCAAAAACUAUUUUGACAAAGAAGUCUUUGUUAAGGCCAUUCACUACAGGAGCAUGGGGAGAAGAAAAAAGACCAGGGCAACAGCAAGUAAGAAGUAUACUUGCACCUAGGAAAAGGAUCAGUAAGAAUGAAAUUGUAGAGUUCUUGAAAGGGCUUAUUUCUGAGCAGACGGGAAUCCCAAUCAACGACAUCUCAGUCACAGACAACCUGACAUCCUAUGGAAUUGACUCAAUUGGUGUGGUUAAAGCAACUCAAAAACUGUCAGAUUUCUUAGGAACUCCAGUUGCAGCUAUAGAUGUUUUCACUGCAUCCUGAAUUCUAGAAUUGGCUAACUUCUCUAAG